Drosophila miranda is the source of this 562-nucleotide messenger RNA. RefSeq lists its product as uncharacterized. Bases 91 to 444 code for a protein of 117 amino acids. The record is from RefSeq and is a predicted model, not a curated record. The transcript is spliced from 3 exons. NCBI's taxonomy places the organism in Eukaryota, Metazoa, Arthropoda, Insecta, Diptera, Drosophilidae.
AUUUUUUAAAACUCAGUAUAGUGUGAAACUAUUGUCAAAAUAAGACAUAACCCAAGUGUUGGUACUUUUGUAAAAUAUUUUUACAGGAAAAUGGUAGAGAUGAAAAAUCGGACCAGAACCGGGUCCGGAAUCGCAGAAGUUCGAGCACCGGAGAGGAUAGCGGGCCAUGCUGAGAGAUGUGAUGAUAAGAGGCAACAUAAUGACAAGGUCUUCACUCAGAAGUCACUUAACAGGCCACCCUUUGGCAAUCUUUCUAUAUUUCCAGCCGUAAUGCACAUAUCCAAAGAAGGCGCCAAGCGAUUACCACCGCCCAGCGAUAGCGUAGAAAGAAAAUACAUUGUCGAUUUAUUCAAGAACUGCUAUGAUGCCGGUGAUUUCCUAUCGCAGCUGCCAGUGCCCCGAGAUGGGGCAUUCGUUAUAUUUCACAUGCGCCCAAAUCUAUGAAAAACUCUCUAAUCUGCGAGAAAAAACCAGAUUCUAAAUUUUAAAUUUACAUAAACGUGUUUAACCCACCAUAGCAGUUAGCUUUUUGUCUUGUAACGAACCUAAAAGGGUUCCCGCG